AUGUAUGCUGCCGGAGAAUUGGCGCUUGAGGGAUCGGAGAAACUUUAUGGAAUGGUUCAAUGCACAAGGGAUCUCUCUAGGGUUGAUUGCAAGAAGUGUCUUGAUGGUGCUAUUGGUGAACUUCGAAGUCGUGCUGCUGGAAAAGAAAGUGGCUUAAGCUCUUACGCUCCUCUGGGGGUGAAGGAUCUUUUAAGGCUUAAGCUCUUACGCUCUUCUGGGGGUUAA
Molecule: messenger RNA, 225 nt
Organism: Dovyalis caffra
Lineage: Eukaryota; Viridiplantae; Streptophyta; Magnoliopsida; Malpighiales; Salicaceae
Source: the annotation of a GenBank genome assembly